AAAAAAUUAAGGUCUUCCUUCUAUUCCUUUCAAUCUCAUCUCAUCUCCCAUCAACCUAGCUUCUAAUUGAACCAAAACAACAGUAUGGAAGCAUCUUCCUUUUCCCCUAUGGCGGCAGAUUACCACCACGAAUCUUCCUCCGGCGGCCCGCUCCUCGUGCCGUCGAACAAAGAAAGGAGGAGGCACGGCAAUGGCGGCGGCAGCGGUGCGAAAAAAUCAUCCGGCAGCGGCGGAAGUGGCACAUCCCGGGCCGCGUCCAAGCUUUCUACAGAUCGUCAGAGCGUCGCGGCCCGAGAGCGGCGCCACCGGAUCAGCGAUCGCUUCAAGAUCCUCCAGAGCUUGGUCCCCGGCGGGACGAAGAUGGACACCGUCUCCAUGUUGGAAGGAGCCAUCCACUAUGUCAACUUUCUCAAAGCGCAAAUAUGGCUCCAUGAAGCCAUGAUAAACUCCGUCACCGUCACCACCACCGAUCAGAGUAACAGUAAUAGUAACAGUAACAGCAGCAUUACGUCUUCCAACAACGACAACAAUAACAAUACCGGGUUUUUUAACGGAGCUGCUACUACUAACCAUGAGUACUAUCACCAUCACCAUCAUCUUAGCAACAAUGGGGACUAUCCUCCCCCUCCUCAUUUUAUGAUGGGAGACGGCGGAGUUCUUCCCACGGUGGAUGAUGAGUGGCAGUUGCAGGCGAACUCCGGUGCAGUAGCUCCGCCGCCCUAUACGACACCGUUACAACGGGUGUUUGUGGAGGGCGGAGCAGAUGGAGCUCAGUUUCAAGAGGCUGUGG
Molecule: messenger RNA, 790 nt
Organism: Cuscuta europaea
Lineage: Eukaryota; Viridiplantae; Streptophyta; Magnoliopsida; Solanales; Convolvulaceae
Source: the annotation of a GenBank genome assembly